AUGGACAUUUCUGCACCGUGGACAACGUACGAGCAAUGGGGGAAGCGGUAUGGUGGAAUCAUAUAUUGUACCCUGCUUGGCCAGGAGCUUGUCAUCAUCAACGAUGAGGAAAUACAUCAUGAACUGAUGGUGAAACGGUCGUCAGUCUACUCUGAUCGCCCAUACUUGCGUACGAACGAGUUAUUCGGUCUCGAUUGGAUCACAGCACUUCUCCCGUACGGGGACGAGUGGAGGCUACAUAGAAGGAUGUUCAACGUCGCAUUUAGCAAGCGAGCCUCCGAGAAGUACAAAGCCGUGCAAAUGAAGAAGGUGCACCAGUUACUCGGGAACCUGCUCUCCACACCGCUUGACUAUCCAAAGCACUUUGCCACUUUGUCUGCGGCUAUAAUCAUGGCAAUCACUUAUGGUUAUGAUGUUGCCCCCGAGGACGACCCCUUUGUGGAUAACAUCGCGGGUCUAGUAGAAUUGUUCGUAAGUGCAAUGACAACGGAACGCGCCACUCUACUUAGCGCUAUCCCGCUCCGAUACAAAAAGCAGGCAGCGGAGUGCCGCGUUCUUGCGCGAGUGGUACUGGAAGAUCCUGUCAAAUAUGUGCGGGACCGAACGGCGGCCGGUACGGCAACGACAUCAAUUGUGGGUGACCUGUUCGAGAUGGAACUUGGGGAUGAUUCGGCAUCCCGUAAGGAUGAAACAGUCAAGGCAGUAGCAGCCACUGUGUUCCUUGGUGGAGCAGAAACAACAGCUGCCAUCCUUCUUGUCUUUCUUCUUGCUAUGGUGUUAUAUCCAGAGGCACAAGCCAAAGCUCAGGAAGAAAUCGAUCGAGUGGUUGGAGAUGCCCGCCUUCCCGAGUUCAAGGACAGAGAUAAUCUUCCUUACGUCCAGGCUGUAUAUUUAGAGACCCUGCGAUGGCACCCUAUCAAACCCUUAUUGCUUCCUCGCAAGACAACAACAGUGGACGUUUUCAAUGGCAUGUAUAUCCCAAAAGGCAAGUCGUAUCCCUCGGCGAUGACCCGGGACGAAAAGCGCUACCCAAACCCCGCUGUCUUCAACCCUGAAAGGCACCUAACCGCCGGCGGAACGCUCGCCGAAGGUACGUCUUCCCAGUAUUUCGGUCUCGGUCGUCGCAUCUGCCCAGGCAGGCAUAUCGCAGACCAAAGCAUCUGGGCAGGAGUUAUAUCUAUCCUUGCCACCCUACGCGUUGGGAAGGCUAGAGACGAAGCUGGUCACGAAAUUGACUUCACCCCUGAGUUCACCAAAGGGUUAGCUCCGCAUCCUAAACCCUUCCAUUGUUCUAUAGAGCCACGGUCCUCUAAGACUGCGCAAUUAGUUUAUGCAAGCGUUGGCGCGAAUUGA
Messenger RNA from Pisolithus orientalis, 1353 nucleotides. RefSeq names its product cytochrome P450. The record is from RefSeq and is a predicted model, not a curated record. The transcript has 12 exons. Gene Ontology annotation, molecular function: heme binding; monooxygenase activity; iron ion binding. Lineage: Eukaryota; Fungi; Basidiomycota; Agaricomycetes; Boletales; Pisolithaceae. The coding region runs from base 1 to 1353 and encodes 450 amino acids.